CCGGGAAUGCCCGAGCCCGGCCGAGCAGCAGCCCAUUUCGUUGGGAGACUUCUUUUGCCUUUUUUACAUUUUGAACAGAUAAAACAGAGGAAGCUGCGGAUUGAAUGUUGGAGCUGACUUGGAAGCGAAACCCUCAUUUUGUUCACAAGGAAAGGAUUGUUUUUUGCCCGGGCCACUGCUGCGGAGAGGUUUUUUUUCCUCUCUGUAAUGUUGGAUACUUGAGGGAAAACAGCUGGGCUGAGCAUACUUGAAUCGCUGCAAAGUGGAAUGGGAUGCUGGGGAAUAUGGACUGUAGUGUAUGGCUGAAAAGGUCAGCUUUUUCCCUUGUCCCUCUCAGAGGAAUGCAGGGUCUGUCCUCACGCUCGCCUGGUGAGCUCUUGGAAAGAGCUGGGAGAGGCCAAAGGGAUGGCUGAGAUGUGGCAGGCGGUCCUCCCGGGUGAGAUAGAAGGCGGCUUUUUGCAUCUCUGCCUUUUUCCUGCCCUGCUGCUUUUGAUUUUCGGGGAGGACUGGAACAAGUCAACAGAAUUUUGGUUUGGAGAAGUAGUUGGUGACCACGUUUAAACAGCAAGUCCUGAUGGGCCAGACAGAUGAGAGCCUGGCCCAAACCACAGCAGUGAAACUGGAAUUACAGGGCCAGCCUUGGAGACAGAGUCCUGCGGAGUUCUCCUAAAAGGGGACCGGGAAGUAGCCGAGACAAAAUGCACCACAUGCCGGUCAAGGGCAAGGGUGUGUGUCGUGCUGCUUAGGACCUGAGUCUCCACUCGUUAGACCUUAAGAUGUCAAGAGAACAAUCCGAUGAUGAGACUGAGGAGUCGGUGAAGUUUAAGAGGUUACACAAGCUGGUUAACUCCACUCGCAGAGUGAGAAAGAAACUAAUCAGGGUGGAAGAAAUGAAAAAGCCCAGCACUGAAGGCGCGGAGGAGCCCGUGUUCGAGAGCCCGCCCGGCCUGGACGAGCGGUCCGCCCUGUACUCGGGCGUGCACAAGAAGCCCUUUCUGUUCGACGGCUCCCCAGAGAAGCCUCCGGAAGAUGACUCGGACUCGUUCACCCCGUCGCCGUCCCCCAGCACCCCGGAAGCCUGGGGGGCCGGCCGGAAGUUGGUCAAAACCUUCAGCAAAGGAGAGAGCCGGGGCCUCAUCAAGCCCCCCAAGAAGAUGGGGACGUUCUUCUCCUACCCGGAGGAAGACAAGGCCCAGAAGGUGUCCCGCUCGCUGACGGAGGGCGAGAUGAAGAAGAGCCUGGGGUCCGCGAGCCACGGGAGAACCUGCAGUUUUGGAGGAUUUGACUUGACAAAUCGUUCUCUGCACGUUAGCAGUAACAACUCUGACCCAACGGGUAAAGAAGGAGAUUUUGUCUACAAGGAAGUCAUCAAAUCACCCACUGCCUCCCGCAUCUCUCUCGGAAAAAAGGUCAAAUCAGUAAAAGAGACAAUGAGGAAGAGAAUGUCUAAGAAAUACAGCAGCUCCGUCCCUGAGCAGGACAUGGGCCUCGAUGGAAUGCCGGGCUCCCCUCCGUCUUCCCAGCCUGACAGUGAACACAUGGACAAGCCCAAGCUCAAAGCCGGAGGUUCUGUAGAGAGUCUGCGGAGUUCUCUGAGCGGACAGAGCUCAAUGAGUGGGCAGACAGUGAGCACCACCGAUUCCUCCACCAGCAACAGGGAAAGCGUGAAGUCGGAAGACGGUGAUGAUGAGGAGCCCCCCUACCGGGGCCCCUUCUGUGGGCGCGCCAGGGUGCACACCGACUUCACACCCAGUCCCUAUGACACGGACUCGCUCAAGCUCAAGAAAGGAGACAUCAUUGAUAUAAUCAGCAAACCACCCAUGGGCACCUGGAUGGGCCUGUUGAACAACAAGGUGGGCACCUUCAAGUUCAUCUACGUGGAUGUGCUAAAUGAGGAAGAGGAGAAGCCCAAGCGCCCUGCCAGAAGGAAGAGAAAAGGAAGACCACCCCAGCCCAAGUCCGUGGAGGAUCUCCUGGAUCGGAUUAACCUGAAAGAACACAUGCCCACCUUCCUGUUCAAUGGCUAUGAAGAUCUGGACACCUUUAAGCUUCUAGAGGAGGAAGACUUGGAUGAGUUAAAUAUCAGGGACCCAGAACACAGAGCCGUUCUCCUGACAGCAGUGGAGCUGCUGCAGGAGUAUGACAGUAACAGUGACCAGUCAGGAUCUCAGGAGAAGCUGCUUGUUGACAGCCAGGGCCUGAGCGGAUGCUCCCCACGAGACUCAGGAUGCUACGAAAGCAGUGAGAACCUGGAAAAUGGCAAGACUCGGAAAUCUGCCCUUCUCUCUGCCAAGUCAUCCACCGAGUCCAGCUUGAAGUCUUUCAACAGGAAUCAGCUGGGCAACUUCCCCACCCUGCCUUUGCUGAAGUCGGUGGACGCACUGAAGCUGGAGGAGAGCAGGCUGGGCAGCGGUCUGACCCCUCACACCUUCAAGCGCUGUGAUCAGCCGUGUGUGACUGGUUUGAAUAAAAACCGGAGAAGCCUCCCCGUGUCCAUCUGCCGGAGCUGUGAGACCCUGGAGGGCCCCCAGCCUGUGAAAACGUGGCCCCGAUCCCAUUCCCUGGAUGACCUUCAAGGGGAGCCUGAUGAUGAAAAGGAUGUGCCUAGCGCGGCAACAGAGCCCUGCCCUCAGAUACCGGAAGUGCCACAAAAGACAGCCUCCUCUGUCACCAAGGUUCACAGCCCCCAGCAAGAUUCUGCCGCUGACAAUGCAUUGCUACUGACCCAAAGCAAGAGCUUUUCUGACCCUCAGAAAACGACUACUAAGAAACUGGGUGGCUCAGUCGCAGCCUCUUCCCAGGGCAUGUCACCUCCUCUGUGUUUGCCCCAAAACUAUGAUGCUCAACCUCCUAGACACAGUUUCACAAGGACUCCUCUUGAGGGUCACAGAAAAGGACUCGAUUUUGAAGGAACAUAUCAGCCCCCAGGCACCAAAGAAGGUGAGCAGAGGGGCUCUGAGGCCCAAACGCCAGCCAGACAUCCUACGCAGCCUCCACCUGUUCCUGCUAAGAAGAGCAAAGAACGCCUGGCCAAUGGCCUCCACCCCGGUCCUCCUGGUCCCAGCGCACCGAGCCUGCCCCUGAAAAAGGGUGGCUCCGGUGGCCCUAGUGACUGUCACUCACCUCUGGCUUCUGGGCCUCCCUCCAGGCAGGAGCCUGGCAGCCCACCAAGCUCCAGGCCACCACCCUGGCUCUCAGAGCUGCGGGAGAGUGCAAGCCUCCAGGAGCAUGGGGUGAGGCUGGGUGGACCUCUGACCAGGAAGAUCUCCUGCCCUCGGGGAGUCGAUCUGGAAAUGCUCACUGAAGACAAGUUACGGGCUGAAGGCAUUGAUCUCACUGAGGAGCCAUAUUCCGAUAAGCACGGCCGCUGCGGGAUUCCCGAAGCCCUGGUGCAAAGAUACGCAGAAGACCUCGAUCAGCCCGAGAGGGACGUGGCCGCCCACAUGGACCAGAUCCGGGUGAAGCUGCUUCGCAAGCAGCACCGCAUGGCGAUUCCAAGCGGUGGACUCACAGAAAUCUGCAGAAAGCCCCUCUCUCCCGGAUGCGUUUCAUCUGUGUCGGAUUGGCUGAUUUCCAUUGGUUUGCCCAUGUACACCAGCGCCCUCACAGAGGCAGGCUUCAGCACACUGGGCCAAGUGCCUUCUCUGUCCCACACUUGCCUUCAGGACGCUGGCAUCACAGAGGAGAGACACAUAAGCAAGCUCGUGUCUGCAGCCAGACUCUUCAAACUGCCACCAGGCCCUGAGGCCGUGUAGCCAGGCCUGGGAUGGACCUCCCUGGACAAGAGCCACCCUUUCACUGUGCUUAUGAUGCUGAUGCAAUUUCUCUUUCCCCUGACAUGCAGACCAGAUCCAGAAGAAAGGCCCAGUGUGUGGCCAGACAGAGCUCGAAACCUUGGCACAGGCCCGAUGACCCUCUCUUCUCCAGAAAAGCCCCUUUGAGGAAAUCGGGGUGGUUCUCUUUGACCCCCAAAGAAAAGACAAGCACUUAUUUUUAUUUCCAGAACAUGGUAGAACCAAGAUGCCAACUUGCCACAAAAGCUGUGCCUCCGGUCGGUCUGGGUGUGCCGGGAGGGGGUAGAGGGAGGGGCAGCCUGUUCCAUUUCUCAUGGGGCCCUUGACCUUCCGUCUGUCACCCUGCAGGAUCCCCGAGGACCAGACAGGCUUAGCUAGGCCAAAGUAACAGACUCGGGAGUGAUUGUACACGGUUGACACCCUCAUUGGUUCAAAAGUAAGAAAAUCUGUCUGCACUAGAAAAAAAAAGUCCUCUUUUCCUUUAGGUAAACGAGACAUUUUAAUAAUUGCUUUCUAGCAGUCAGCUUUUAUUUGCCUUAAUAUAAGCUUUUAAGCAGUUAUCUAACUAGCGUUCACUACCAUGUAACCAUAGUUCCAAGUCUUUCAGCUUAGACUGCCAUCUGACAUAUCUGGGAUGUUUCCAGGAAAAAUGGGCUUCUCUGAUGAUCUCAUGCUACAUGGCUUAUUUCGCAGGAGUGUGUAUCUAACUACAAAUCUAGUAAAAAACUAUCUGUAAUUCACAAAGAUACCAUGUGUGUAUAUGUGAGUGGGUGUGGGUGUGUGUUUACAUAACUACCUUUCAUUUUAAUCAGUGUAGUGUUGUUACCAUGUUGAUCACUGUGCCAUGGUGUUGGCUUGGACUCCUGGCCACGUCCAUCCCAAAACUCAGCCGUCAGCUAACAGAACACCUCUGCAAAGAGUCAUUGUAAGGCUGAAGAUUUCAGACAUGUUUUGAAAAAGGGAAGUAGUUGAUGAGAUGUUUAAAAGUUUUUUUCUGUCUUACCAUUAAGAUACUGUUUUCCUUCUUUUCUUAUUUAUAUAAUUCUUUUAAUUCAAAUAAAGCUUCACUUUGGAGCCAAACUACAUUCUCCAUAUAUUAGGUAUUUGCAUAUUUUCAAUUGUUUCCAACUGAUUUCAGCACACUCUGCCUUUUUAGUCUUGUGUCUGAUUUCCCAGCAAGCAGUUUAGACAACUAAUAAGAUUUCCAUUUUUCCAAAAUGACUUUGUUUUUUUGUUCUUUCACAAGCACUAUGCUAAGCGUUGACUGUGAUCAUUUACAAUAGAAACCCUGUCAACACAAAGCUUUGAUCAAAAGUUCUGUAAUAUUUCAUCUACUCACUAAAACAAAUGACUUCCCUCAGGGGGGAAAGUGAUUUCAUUAAUUACAAAGCCAUUUCAGCAUUUGCUUUAUAUACUUAGAUCUGUGUUUCUGAGGAAAAGAUGUUCUCAGGUGAUAUAUGUAGUCAUUCUUUGGUAUGCAUUUAAAAAAAUAAUAUAUAUUUCUUCAGUAAGACUUUCUGUAAGAUGCCAUGGGAAGAAGUUGUGGAAAUCUAGAAUAAAAACCUAAAGCUGCCAAAUUUCGAUGGCACACUUAAAAAUGGCCCAUUUUUGUCACCUCAGGUUGUGACGUCCCGUUAGCAUAGCCCAUUUGGGAAGUAACACGGCUGCUGGACUCUCCUAUAACCACGUUGCUGAAACGUGUCCAGUGCUGUGGCCGACACAGGGCUGUCAGGUGGGCUUCUCUUCUGUGUUUGCAGUAACCUCAGCGUGACAUUUGAGAGACCCUGCUCGGAGUUUAAGCAAAAAGACCACGCAUAAGUCAUGCAUAACAGGUAACGAAGGGGGAGGAGAAAUCAUGCGUGAAUUUCCAAGUUUUCACUCUCACUGUAACAUUUAUUGAAGUAAACGUGGCACCAGAAAAGGGAAUUUUCUGAGCUUGAGCUUUUGAGAAUGCCAAACCGUACUCUUGUCACUCGUCUUUGGAAAUCAUUGCCUUUGCAUAGAGAAGUCAAAUUCAGGGACCACGGGUAAUUGUGGGUGGGAAGGCCCUCCUGAUUUGAAAGGUCUGAGGUGGUUUUUAUUUUAUUGUACUUUUAAAAAUCCUUUGUUUUUUAUCGUUAGUAUUUGUUGGGUCUUCUUUUGCUUUACACUUUUAAUUUGAUCCUGGAAAAGCCUCGGUGUUUGUGUGUUACCCUUAACUGAGGUGGCUUGGGGUCGCCUGUGGGUGUUGGAAGACAGGUGGUCAGGUCAGCAAUAUCCAGGUUUAAACAGUUGCACUUGGUACAGGAUGUUGAGGAAAUGGUGGCAAUUGUCAUCUUGGGAAAGCACAAAAGAAACCUGGAAAGGCAGUUAGGCUCAGGUAGCUACACAUCCGUUGUGUAAAUUUUCACUUUGAAGCUGUCGAGGAGGAAAUGCAGCCGGCCCCAACCACUACUGACAUUCCCAAAUAACUGAGUAGGAGAUAGAUUUUUAUGGCUGCCUUACCCUGGGGCCCUUUCCUCUGUCCUAAACCUGGGGGUGGGCGACGUUGGAAAUUACUGGUGUAUUGGUAAUCAGUUCCUGACAUAGCAAAGUUUGCUUUCAUAACUCAGCAAAGGGAGUCAGCUCACCAAGUCACCGCUGCCUGUGUGUACUGUAUUAUUUUCAGAAAAAUAAACCUAGCAGUCUGAGUCCAAGUUCCCUUGAUUUUAAAUUGAUAAAGCAAGAAGCUGUCAAGCAAGUUAUAUAACAACUAACAACAUUGCACUUUCUGUAUAUGAAAUCAGUAUUUAAAUAACUUAUUUUUCUCCAUUGCUGUUUUUAAACAUUGUAAGUAGCUGUAAUAUACCAGUACCAAUAUGUCCUCGCGAUUGCUUCAGCCCAAGAAAGCUGUGUAUUGUUUUUAAAAAAUUGUAAAAAUUAUUGUGAUGAUUCAUUUAGCAAAGAGAAAGGACAGAAGGGUUUUCCUAUGUAUCAAAACUUGUCUAUAAUUGUCAUCUAUGUACCUAGAAAAAAAAAAGUAAAUAAAUUUCUUCAGUUGAACAUA
Miniopterus natalensis is the source of this 6819-nucleotide messenger RNA. It is a transcript of the gene SASH1, whose product is annotated as SAM and SH3 domain containing 1. Gene Ontology annotation, biological process: positive regulation of non-canonical NF-kappaB signal transduction; positive regulation of JUN kinase activity. NCBI's taxonomy places the organism in Eukaryota, Metazoa, Chordata, Mammalia, Chiroptera, Miniopteridae. The record is from RefSeq and is a predicted model, not a curated record. Gene Ontology annotation, molecular function: mitogen-activated protein kinase kinase kinase binding.